AUGACCUCUCUCAGAGUCCUGGAUUUGUCAAGGACUGCCCUCCUGUCGUUGCCAAAAAACAUAGGAAUUUUGAAACAUUUAGUUUGCCUCAAGUUACCCUAUGUGCCAAUCAAGAGACUGCCCAACUCUGACGCUGCUCUAAGAAGCCUUCAAAUAUUAGAUCUUCAAGGAUCUGAUAUUGCACAACUCCCAGCUGGCAUUUCUAAGUUGACUUCCCUAAAACUUUUAGACGUUGCUUUCUGUGAGCAUCUGCAGUGCAUGCCUUAUGGAAUUGCAGACCUCACGUCUUUGGAGUACCUGAAUGCAAGUAAUUCUCCAAAUAUAGGGUGGAAUAAGUGCAGAAGAAAUCGGCUUUCAAUUAGUCACCUGGGUAACCUGAACCAACUCAGAAGGUUGGGGUUUCAAAACAAUGGUCAAAUAAUUGGAGAAGGAAUUCUUGGAACCAUGAAACAGAUGGAGUAUCUAUAUUUUCACCUCACAGAUAUAGAAAGCCUGCCCCAUGACAUGACUGCCAUGGCAAAACUGAGAGAACUCUGUCUAAUAUGUCCUCAUUUACUAAAGAUAGAGAAUUCAAUUUGUGAAUUUCGACGUCUAAGCUUCAUUAAGUUGAUUCAAUGUGACAUGCUGAAACAACUACCUGCCUUGCACAAACUUCCGAGUCUAAAGCACCUAGACAUAGUCAAUUGCCCUAACAUAGAGAAGUUCCCAGAAGAAUUUGGCAAGGGUGGAGCAUUUCCUAAGCUUGAAGUAUUUUCAGUGGUGGACAUGAUGAAGUUAGAGCAGCUGCCAGUGGUGGAAGGAGGAGCACUGCCUUCACUUAAAACAUUAACAAUAAUGAAGUGUGAGGCAUUGCAGAGGUUACCAGAGUGUUACUGGAAUUUGAAGAGUGUAGAAAAGAUAAGAGUGUAUGGUUGUUCAAAGGUUCAACAUGUUAUGGCAGAGGAAGAAAAUUUUAUUAAGACAAAGACGAAAGUUCAAACAAUAAGAGUAUCUACCACAGAAAUUCAAGCAUCAGAAGAACGUUACUUGGAUAUGCGUCAUCGGGGUGAACAUUUUUACUAUGGCGAAUUUUGGUGUAAUGAGGUGUUUCGCUUUUUGGAAUUUGCUAUGAGUUUUAUCAUUCAAAGAAAUGGCAUAUAA
Cryptomeria japonica (Japanese cedar) is the source of this 1140-nucleotide messenger RNA. Its product is annotated as disease resistance protein RUN1-like. The record is from RefSeq and is a predicted model, not a curated record. The transcript has a single exon. Bases 1 to 1140 code for a protein of 379 amino acids. Lineage: Eukaryota; Viridiplantae; Streptophyta; Pinopsida; Cupressales; Cupressaceae.